Heteronotia binoei (common prickly gecko) is the source of this 2845-nucleotide messenger RNA. It is a transcript of the gene CAV2, whose product is annotated as caveolin 2. Gene Ontology annotation, biological process: caveola assembly; insulin receptor signaling pathway; negative regulation of endothelial cell proliferation. Bases 217 to 705 code for a protein of 162 amino acids. The record is from RefSeq and is a predicted model, not a curated record. Gene Ontology annotation, molecular function: molecular adaptor activity; protein kinase binding. The transcript has 3 exons. NCBI's taxonomy places the organism in Eukaryota, Metazoa, Chordata, Lepidosauria, Squamata, Gekkonidae. Gene Ontology annotation, cellular component: caveola; perinuclear region of cytoplasm; Golgi apparatus.
AGCCCAAGCUGGCACCGCGGCGGCGGCAGCAGCAGCAGCUUCCCGUGCCCAGCCUGGCGGGUUUGCAGCUGCUGCGUCGCUUGGUGUGGGCUCCGCUGGGGCGUGGUCUGCUGAGCGCCUGCCUGCUCCAGUCCAGCGCCCCCCCCCCCCCGCGCGGCGUGAUCCAGAGGGCCCAGGGCAGCGGGGAGCGCCUCACUUAGAGCGCCGUGAGCGACCAUGGGGUUGGAGAAGGAGAAAGCCGACACCAAGAUCUUCAUGGACGAAGAAGACUUCAACCGAAGCAGCAGCCCUGCUUUAUCCGACAUGGAGAAGAGCUUGGAAAAAGCCCCAGACAGAGACCCGCACGGGCUCAACAGCCAUCUGAAGCUGGGAUUUGAGGACGUGAUCGCGGAGCCUGCCUCCACUCACUCUUUUGACAGAGUUUGGAUCUGCAGCCAUGCGCUUUUUGAGCUCAGCAAAUACCUGAUCUACAAGUUCCUGACUCUUUUCCUGGCCAUCCCCUUAGCCUUGAUUGCAGGAAUUCUCUUUGCGGUGCUCAGCUGUCUGCAUAUCUGGGUUGUGAUGCCUUUCAUAAAGUCCUGCUUCAUGGUCUUGCCCUCAGUUCAGGCUGUAUGGAAGAGUGUGACAGAAGUUCUUGUUGCCCCACUUUUUCACAGCAUAGGAAAGUGCUGUGCAGCAGUCAACAUACGCCUUGACCAAGAGUGAACAUCUGGAAGCCAAGUUGUACCUCCUUUCAGAUAGCAUGGAUGUGCUUAACCAUUCAUUCCAAAACUACUACUGCUUAAAUGGCUUGACCUUUUUUUUUUUUUGUAGUGGGCUGCACAUUUUCUGGAAAUAAAUCUUGCUGGGGAGGGAAGGAAAAGAUGGAUCAUUUGUCCUGCAAACUGAAAAAUACUGAGAUAUGUUGGCAAUACUUUAUUUUAAUGGUACUUCCAUUGUCUGACUCCCUUCAAUGUUUUAGGGGAGCUUACAUGACUACAUCAUGGUCUGUGACUAUGACCGUCCUUCUCCUGGGAUAUUUUGCUGCUCUGAAUUUGGCUAUUACCAGGCAUUGAUAACUAAAUCCCUAGAUAUUGUCUUUCCAGGAUUGGACAUAGCCUGUUAUUUCAGCAUUACACUCUACAACUGAACCUUAGUCUUACAAAUGCCUCCAGAGUAUAUAGCUUUACACCUUGAAUACUUUCUCCUUCUGAAGUCUGAUGUUCAACCCACCCAGCUCCCUAACCGGCUGGCUCAAGUACAACCUAUCAGCUGCUUGCAAAACCCAUCAACACCUUUCCGUUCCAGCAAUGCUGCUUUCCCAGAUCCAGUGCAAAAAUUCCCAAGAGCACUUGUCAGGGGCCAGAUGGCACCAAAGGCAGCUGCAUCUUAGAAUGGGUGUCCUCAAAGUCAAGACCUUGCUAUCAUUUUGAGUUUUCAGCUGGAACCUGGACAGCAAUAAGAGGAAUUAAUUCCACAUCACCCAGGCAGGGACAGUGUGCCAAGUUCUCAACAUUUAAACUAAGCCUGACCCUUCCAGAAGCCCGCUGCAGCCACUGUUGCACAUUCCUCUUUCUUUCAGUGUUUGAAAGGGGCUCUGGGACAAUCCUUGAGCUGGGUUCCAACUCCUGUCAAUAGAUUCCUAGUUCAAGUACUUAUAAUCCCUGAUGCCAGCAUGGAGCUUCUUUAACUCCAGUAAAUUAGAAAGCCUUGCUGAGUACAUCUGCAUGUGGCUCAGACUGGUAUGCAAGGUUCUGGAGUAGGAUGAAAAAAGCACCUUAGGGUGCUUUGCUGAAGAACAGUUCCUCCCUCGCCUCAUUUGUUUAGAUGUAUUUAUGACUAUUUUCUUCAUUAUUGUAUAGGUCUAAGGGUUCUGUGAGGUUCUACUGUAGGAAAUAUAGUUGCUGUUUGGUCUCCAAAGAAACAAAUUGAUACCAAACGAUGGAGAAAGUGAAUAAAAUGUUUCUGACUCUUGCUUAUUACAUGCUCAAAAUGCAAAAUAGGUUUAUCCAAAGUGUGCUUUUAAAGAAAGAUGCCGAUGAAAGUGUUGAUUUGGGGGCAAGAAGUAAUUUUCUUUGCUUUAUUUAAUGAAACUUGAUUUUGCUGUAUAUAUUGUUUGUAUGUAAAUGAUAUUGCAAUGGGUUUCCCUGAUACUUAAUUCUUCCAUGCUCUGUAUUCUUGCCCAGCUUACGAUACUUGCUCUAGAUAGCCUCUGCUCUGAGGAACUUAUACUCUGCACAGGAAGACUGUCUCAUGCAUGUUUUAGAUUUCUACACACAGAAAACAGGGUAGAGCUACUUAGCUGUAUUCUGCACCCAGUACCUUAUAGAGAGUCCCAUUCUGCUGAGAGCACCUGAGAACCCCAGUGAGAGAAGGAAGGUGCCCCCAGACAUGCAUGAUCUGGCACAUGUGGAUGGGAGUAUGGCUCAAAUGGGCUAUCCCUCUUGGAUCUCAGCAGUGUGUCUCUAUUCCUCAUCAUAACUGGAUGUGGAUCUGAGUUUUCCAUCUGUGGCCAGUGUGCUUUUCCUUGUGCAUCUUCCACAUACGAAGGUGUUGAUAUGCAUCACAGUGGAGUGCAUGAACAUCUCUGCAGUGUUGCCAAUUAGUCUGAGAUUCUGUUGUCUAGAAAAUCAACAAAUAUUUUGAAGUAUUGCCAUGCAAUUCAAAAUGUACCAAAUAUUUUGUAGAAUUCCACCUUUACUCUCCAAAUACUAUAAAACAAACUAUGCAAAAGAGUCUGAAAAAUAUACAUAUUCAAAAAUGUUUUAUUAAAACUGGUCUGUAGUAUAUUUAAGAUUUUGUGCCUUUGUACUUUACAAGCAAUAUUUUAAUAAUUUACAUAAUAAAUAUUUUACUGACACUUUAA